Enhydra lutris kenyoni (northern sea otter) is the source of this 2381-nucleotide messenger RNA. Its product is annotated as DEP domain containing 1B. The coding region runs from base 1 to 1596 and encodes 531 amino acids. Gene Ontology annotation, biological process: intracellular signal transduction; positive regulation of Wnt signaling pathway. The record is from RefSeq and is a predicted model, not a curated record. The transcript has 11 exons. NCBI's taxonomy places the organism in Eukaryota, Metazoa, Chordata, Mammalia, Carnivora, Mustelidae.
AUGGAACACCGCAUCGUGGGGCCCGGCCCGUACCGAGCCACCAAGCUGUGGAAUGAAACAGUUGAGCUUUUUCGUGCUAGGAUGCCCUUACGGAAACAUCGCUGUCGUUUCAAAAGUUAUGAACGUUGUUUCACGGCUGCCGAAGCUGUGGAUUGGCUGCAUGAGCUGUUGAGGUGCAGUCAGAACUUUGGCCCAGAAGUAACCCGCAAACAAACGGUUCAGCUGCUGAAAAAAUUUCUCAAGAAUCAUGUUAUUGAAGACAUCAAGGGAAAAUGGGGUCAGGAAGAUUUUGAAGACAAUCGUCACUUGUACAGAUUUCCUCCUUCCUCACCCCUGAAACCAUAUCCAAAGAAGCCUACAUGCCAAAAGGAUGUUAUUAAAUUUCCAGAGUGGAAUGACCCCCCACCAAGCACUUCACAAGAGAACAUCCCAGUGAGGCCAGUUGUGAUGAACUCUGAAAUGUGGUUCAAGCGUCACAGUAUUGCCAUUGGAGAGGUGCCAGCUUGCCGUCUCGUCUACCGCAGACAGCUGACAGAGGCCAACAUAGAAGAGAUAUGGAAGUCUAUGACAUUAGCAUAUUUACAGAAAGUCCUUGGCCUGGAUUCUUUGGAAGAAGUCUUAGACAUUAAACUGGUUAACUCCAAGUUCAUCAUCCAUAAUGUGUAUAGUGUGAGCAAGCAGGGAGUUGUCAUCCUUGAUGACAAGUCAAAAGAGCUUCCUCAUUGGGUACUGUCAGCUAUGAAGUGUUUGGCAAAUUGGCCUAAUUGUUCAGAUUUGAAGCAGCCUAUGUAUUUAGGAUUUGAAAAAGAUGUCUUUAAAACCAUAGCAGAUUACUAUGGUCACUUGAAAGAGCCUCUACUUACAUUUCAUCUUUUUGAUGCCUUUGUCAGUGUAUUAGGUUUGUUACAGAAAGAGAAAAUGGCUAUUGAAGCAUUUCAGGUUUGCUGCCUUCUCCUGCCACCUGAAAAUAGAAGAAAGUUACAGCUCUUGAUGAGGAUGAUGGCAAGGAUCUGCCUAAAUAAGGAGAUGCCACCCCUAUGUGAUGGCUUUGGGACCCGAACACUGAUGGUUCAGACAUUUUCCCGUUGCAUCUUGUGUUCCAAGGAUGAAGUAGAUUUGGAUGAGUUAUUAGCUGCUAGGUUGGUGACAUUUCUGAUGGACAAUUACCAAGAGAUUCUGAAAGUCCCUUCGGCCUUGCAGACCUCCAUAGAGGAGCGUGUGGCUCAUCUACGAAGGGUCCAGAUAAAAUACCCAGGAGCUGAUAUGGAUAUCACUUUAUCUGCCCCGUCAUUUUGCCGUCAGAUCAGUCCAGAGGAAUUUGAAUACCAGAGAGCAUAUGGCUCUCAGGAACCUCUGGCAGCUUUGUUGGAGGAAGUCAUAACAGAUGCAAAACUCUCCAGCAAAGAGAAGAAGAAAAAAUUGAAGCAGUUUCAAAAAUCCUAUCCCGCAGUCUACCAAGAGCGAUUUCCUACACCAGAAAGUGAAGCACUUCUGUUUCCUGAGAAACCGAAACCGAAACCGAAACCACAGCUGCUAAUGUGGGCACUAAAAAACCCUUUCCAACCAUUUCAAAGAACUAGAAGUUUUCGGAUGUAGUAAUUCCAUAGCUGUUAGAGAGCUCUGUUGUUGCCUUGAGCAAAUGGGUGGUUAGAGAAGGACUAUGGUGGUGGAAGAAGGAAGAGCAGACAAUAGAGACUACUGAAAUCUAAAGUGACUGGACUUCCAAAAAUUUUGAGCCAUUAUCAGUAUUUUUGUAAAACUCAGUGCUAUUUUUAAAGUGUAAAAAUCAGUUAAAAUUUAGACAAAUAUACAGUGGUAAUGUUAAUGUGUUUGUAAUUGUUACAAAAGUUAAGGAUUUUUAUUUUUUUAUUUGUUGUUUUUCAUGGUGUUAAUAAAAUAAUUAUGUGUACAUUUAGUUACUGAUGUCUUUGUUAUAACCAAGCCUUAAAAAUAGUGUAUAUACUUGAGUAAGAAAGACCGUGGGGUACUGUUACUGUGAUGCUGUUGAUAUCAUAGCUUAAUAGUUCUGAUUUCUCUUUUGUAAAAAUCUCAUUUUCAAUGUUGCACCAAGAUUCUUAAUGUCCAGUAUUAUGAUGGCUGUGUCUUUCAUUGAGGAUUCAUUGGAUGUUAUGGCAGAUAUAACUAAAGCUGGUUCUUUAAUAACAUAUAUAUUAGGUGGUGUUUACCUCUAGGUGGAGAAGAUGUUCAUUUUCCUGCAGUGGUAUAAUUUCAGUCUUGGCUGAAAAUGGAGAAUUGAACUGAAUAAACUUUUUUGGUCCUGCUUAUACCAGUGAUUGUAAGUCAGAUCUCUGUUAUUUCAUGGAAAACACAAAUGGAUUAAGUAAAGUGAGACUACUUCCUUUAUAUUUCCCCCAACUCCC